GAAGAGAGAGAGAGAGAGAGAUUGAUUUCAGAAUCCCUCUCUUUCUCUCUCUCCCUCUCUCCUGGUUUUCGCGAUCUGCCUGUCUCGGCUCUGUCUGAUACCCGUCGUGGGCUGCGAUCGACGGUUGUAGUCGGGAACCUGGAUCGUCUCGAACUGCUGACCGUCCAUCGCGCUGCUCCGCCGAGUCGACGGGCUGACGAGCGGAAAUGACUCGGAGGUGCUCCCACUGCAGCCACAACGGGCACAACUCCCGGACGUGCCCGUCGAGGGGGGUGAAGCUCUUCGGGGUGAGACUCACCGACGGGCCGCCGUCGUCGUCCAUGAAGAAGAGCGCCAGCAUGGGCAACCUCUCGCACUACGCCGGAGGAUCGACGGCCGCCACCGGAAACAACCCUGGCUCGCCGCCGCAUGAAGCGGCGGAGGAUGGACGGUCCGCCGCCGCGGCGACUGGCUACGCCUCGGACGACGCCCUGCACGCCUCGUGCUCGUCGAGUUGCCGCGAGAGGAAAAAAGGUAUCCCUUGGACUGAGGAAGAACAUAGAUUGUUCUUGUUAGGUCUUCAGAAAUUGGGCAAGGGAGACUGGAGAGGAAUUGCCCGCAACUUUGUGACAUCAAGGACACCCACGCAGGUAGCAAGUCAUGCACAGAAGUACUUCAUUCGGCAAACCAACUCAACAAGGAGAAAGCGACGAUCCAGCUUGUUUGACAUAAUAGCUGAUAUGUCAGUUGACCAACCACCAGUAGCAGAUGAGCCACGCCUUGUUUCUUCUGCCAGUGCUCCAUCACUGAACGCAGAGACCGAUAGCAGUCCACUUCCACCGUUUGGGCUUCCUGUUGACCAAGAAAAUGAAUCUGUUGAAACAUCUCCAACUGAACCUCUUGAGGCUGACUCAGCUGCUGCUGCUGCUUGCCCUCCAAUCCCAGCGGCGGUGCCAGCAUUUUUCCCACUGUAUUGUCCAGUACCCCUCCCUUACUGGCCCCCACUUUAUACCAUUCUACCAGGGAAGGAUUCAGAGACGCAUCCUGUCUUGAAGCCAACAGCAGUUCUCUCCAAAGAUCCCAUCAAUGUCGAUGAGCUUGUUGGCAUUUCCAAACUCAGCUUAGGGGAAAAUUCAGCAGAAGCUGCAAGACCGUUGGACUUGACAGGAAAGCUACUUGGAGGCCCAGCAAGGCAGUCAGCAUUCCAUGCAAACCCAUCUGCUGGAAGGUCAGGCUUGAAAGGAAGUGCAAUACAUGCACUCUGAUUUUCAGGUGCUCGAGGAAGAGGGUUAGGUGCCAAAAAUUCUCUUCCUCUUUUGAAGUCUGGGGGUAACUUUGGACACGGGUUGUGCAUUGGUGCUGUGGUAAUGUGUGAUCGGUAGAUGGAUCAUGCUCAUAUGAAUCUUGGCUGUUCUUCCAUUAAGGGUUUCAUUGUCUUGCUUUGAACUUUCAAUGUGGCUUUGCACAAUUUAUUCUUGA
Messenger RNA from Nymphaea colorata (pocket water lily), 1458 nucleotides. RefSeq names its product transcription factor MYBS3-like. Gene Ontology annotation, molecular function: DNA binding. Gene Ontology annotation, biological process: response to gibberellin; response to ethylene; response to auxin. Lineage: Eukaryota; Viridiplantae; Streptophyta; Magnoliopsida; Nymphaeales; Nymphaeaceae. Bases 207 to 1244 code for a protein of 345 amino acids. The transcript has 3 exons. The record is from RefSeq and is a predicted model, not a curated record.